AUGACACCUUCAAAAGUAAAGGAUCCUACUGUUAAUGGGAAAGAGAACCAUGGUCAAGAGGCAGUGCAUGAGGAGAAUACCAAGUCCUGUGAACAUGAAUAUGGAAGUUACUGCCUCUGGUCUACUGAACAUAGGGAAUUAAUGAAGGAUGCCAUUGUCAAGAGGCUUAAUGAUCAACUUUUUAUGGAAAGAGCUCAUUAUCCUAGUGUUGCAAAAUUGAAGCAACAGGAAAGAUUUACAUGUGAACUGAAGCAAAACAUCCAAGAGCUUGAACGCAUGCUGAGUGACACCAUCACAGAUGCUGAUCUUCCACCAUUUUUUGCAGAGAAGCUGGGGAAGAUGGAGCACACAAUUGAGCGGGCCGAGUCUUGUGAAGUAGGAUGCUCAAUUGUUGAACGGAAACUUAGGCAGCUACUUGAUAUAACCGAAGAUGAAGCUUAUUUCCAUACAAGGCAGAGUGCAUUUCUAUAUCAUCUUGGGGUCCAGACUACGCCGAAAACUCACCAUUGCUUGAACAUGAGAUUGACAGUAGAAUAUUCAUACUUGGAGGCAACUGUUUGUGUAACUUACAUUGAGGACAACCAGAAGCUCUCUAAGGACGUAGAUUCCCUUGAGAUGCAACAAUUAUGGCCUGCAGAGGAAUUUUGUGUCACAAUUCUUAAUCAUUCUGAACCUUCCCAGAGGCAGAUGAAAACUGAGUACAUAUGUAUUUUCGGCCAUUCAAGUUUCCUCUUGCCUGACCUUCCUACCUUGAACAGAGUAGUUGUUCUGGAUGAUGAUUUGAUUGUGCAGAAAAAAUUGUUAUCUUUGUGGAACCUUGAUAUGGGUAGUAAAGUGAUCGGCGCUGUCCAGUUCUGGUGA
Miscanthus lutarioriparius is the source of this 861-nucleotide messenger RNA. The record is from the annotation of a GenBank genome assembly. NCBI's taxonomy places the organism in Eukaryota, Viridiplantae, Streptophyta, Magnoliopsida, Poales, Poaceae.